Messenger RNA from Exophiala xenobiotica, 2246 nucleotides. RefSeq lists its product as hypothetical. Bases 1048 to 1800 code for a protein of 250 amino acids. The transcript is spliced from 3 exons. Lineage: Eukaryota; Fungi; Ascomycota; Eurotiomycetes; Chaetothyriales; Herpotrichiellaceae. Gene Ontology annotation, molecular function: DNA-binding transcription factor activity, RNA polymerase II-specific; zinc ion binding. The record is from RefSeq and is a predicted model, not a curated record. Gene Ontology annotation, biological process: regulation of DNA-templated transcription.
CAAAUCCCGCCUCAACUACCUGCUCACAUUGGGAGUUGACAGUUGUCGUCCGGGUGCAAAAGGCCGAUGAUCAAACAACAUCCUUGCAUGCAAUAUAUCGCAGUGAAUAGGUGGCCAUGCUGGCUCUUACGACAACGGGGAUCCUGCUGCAACCUGUUCGAUUGGGCACACUAUGGAUACGUCUGACAUGAGAUAGGUCACUCGAAUUAUCUAGGUUCUUGCAAGAGUAGUAUCCAUCAAAGCCCCAGAAGUUUUCUCUCCUCACGGAUGAACUCCUAGGAGAAAUCCAACCCUUGGCCCAUGGAUCACAAUCCCGGAAUGCAUACAUAUGAUAUUUAUAUUCAUCUUCCAACGUCCGAUCUUUGACAUCCUAGAAAUUCGGCACUUGAGUCGCACUGCCGGUGCCUCACACUAGUCUCUCGAAAUCAUUGCCGUUCAAGGGUCCUUGCCAACCACUUUGAAGAUUGUACCGUUCCCUCAGCACGUACCAUGCAGAGCAUGCAGGAACAUGCUCGCACGCGUCCGAGAGUUUCUAGGGCCUGUGAGAGGUGUCGCAUAAAGAAAGCCAAGGUAAGCUAUCAGUCAAGUGGAGGGAUCGCGCACAAGAUCGCUUUGGCUUGGAACUCCUUUCCCGGAAUUGGUGUUUGGGAACUCACACGAGUACCGCCUGAAAUCCAACUUGACACUUCUUUUGGGAUGCUUGAAGCUGUUCUUGUCAUCAAGAACUAGCUUCUAUGUCCCUGCAGGACAGGCGCAGGAAUCGGACCACCUAACCUUCAACAUGUCCUCGAUACUUGCAACGUCGCGACCAAAUCCGGCGUUUCCCCAAUGUUCUCAGCCCCCUGCUGAUCAUACUGGCUGACCACUUCACCUUCAUCAUAGUGCGAUGGCGAGAGGCCAUGUCGGAGAUGCAAUCUUGACAGUGCUGUUUGUUCCUUUAAAGUACGACGAAAACCUGAGUCUGCAAGCGCCACUCAAAGAUACACCAACCUGCUGCUUCAACACCACUCUGCUCUCACGGCAGGUGUCCUCAAGCUAUACUCGAAAAUGCUCCAUGCAGGUCAAUGGGAGGGAUCUCCUGUCAAGGAAGUCAACGGCUCCCCCAGCGUCCAUUGCAUCCUGGAACGGAUAGGGGUGAUAGGCAGUGAAGAAGAUUUUGACGACAACGUCGAUGUUGAGACCCGGAGAGAACGACCGGACCUGGCGCCCAUCCAAGAAACUCGCCUGACAUCCAAGGCCAACAAGAGCCCCAAGAAAGGAGUCAAAAAGCCUUCGGAAGCGCGCAUCUUGCAGAGGCCGAUCUCGCCAUCCCAGAUGAGAACUCCUCCGAUGGUCCAUGUCCCUAGGACCUCGUAUCGCCCCCAAACGGCCCAAUUGGCCUCGCCAUCGACUUCGGAAUCGAGAUCUGGUGUGUUCGGGACAGGGAGCUGCAGCACACCAUCGACGUGGGAUUCGCCGGGCUUUGCUGAAGACCUCUUCCACACUCCCGCCCAUACGCCAAUGACUCUGUGCGAGCCUGCAAGCCAGGACCAGCGAGAAGUCGACCUGAACAUGUCUCAGCGUCGAUCUUCGGCUUCGGUCCAAUCUGCCCAAACCGGAGAUGCAACUCAGAAUCCCCAGUCCAUGAUCCAACUCCCACUCGACACCGGGUUUGAAAUGUAUAGCGCGGAGAACUUUGUCGAGGCGACGUGCGAAAUGAAUUUCUACGGCUGGGAAAGCAACAACGCCUUCGGCGUGGGUGGAGAGUCGGGGUUCUUACCUCAAGGUCACAGCCCCUGGAAUCCUGGAGUUUUCGUGUGAACAUAAGGCAUGAUCAACCACACAUUUCGUUUGCAUUUGUAUCAGUGCUGGGAGUUUUGACUUCUGAGUUGCUGCCAUGCCUCGCUGGAUCGAGGACUAUCGCUUUCCACUCGGAGGAUCUUGUGCAAGGCCUCUGAGCCUUGCGAUCCUGGUGUUGGGGAGAGGUCUGGCAAAGCCUUUGAGCGGCGGUAUGGUGGAUUGUAAUGUAGCAAGGGUGGCCAGGCACUGCUUUAGGCCAGUGGGACCCUAUAAAAUUAUGCUCGGACAUAUUGUCUAGGUGCCUGUGAGAAUACAUUUCCCCAGCCUUUUCCUCCUUCGCCCCUUCAAAGGCAUGUUGUCAUGAGACACUGCCUAUGGUCAGCAUUCACAUACCUUUGUGUUCACUGACAGCCGUGAGACGUUCGGGAUUGAGUUACUUCGACGGUUCUCAGGCCGGACGGUCCGAC